CGAGAGAUAAGAUAUCAAACUGCACUAGAGUAUGGGUGACAUUUUAUAUAAAAUGAAUGCGUUUUUUGAUAGGGCUAGGUUUAUCAGUCCUCCAUACGUAGACAAAUAUGAGACCUAAACUCAUCUUACAGGCCUCGGAAUGCAUUGAUUUUUAACUCAGGUUUGUGUCCUGAUGAUUAAUGCCUCAGUGCCUGCACAAGAGAUAUAAUACUCAGCUUUCUGCUUUUGCCAGAACUACUACUGACAUUUUCAGUGAGUGACAAAAUGACUAGUCAGGCAGUUGUCGGGAUUGUCAUGAUUUCUGAUCGUCGUCAAAGUUCUCUCAUGUCACUUAACAUUUUCAUCAUCAUUAUCAUUAAAUUUUAUUUAUUUUUUUGGUCUGAUUGUUGGUGUUUCUUGAGCCUGGAGGUAAAUGUACACUCACCUGAGUGGGUGGGGGUCAAAGGGCACGGGUGGGGGUCAAAGGGCACGGGCCUUGCUUUGUUUUUUCCCAGUCCAGUGCAUUUCUCAUUUCCUCUGCUGCACGGCUGUGGUCAGGACUGAAAUGUAGAAGGCGAGAUGAUUUGAGUGGUCCACCGACGCUUCAUGUGGAAACACUGUGUCUCCACUGUGGGUGUGUGUGUGUGUGUGUUUGCUUAUAAAUCCGUACAAAUGCCUAAUGAGUCAUUAACACUUAUGUACUUUUAUCUCCCCGUCGAUCUCUCUCUCUUUAUCCUCCCAUCCCUCCCCCAUCUCCCUUUGACUCUAACAAAGCGGGUAAGUUGUGAGGAUGUCUAAUACCUGGUCUCCUGGAUUAUGGUUGUUGUCUCUCAGCCUUGUCCUCCAUCUCUCCUGCCUGUUCACCAUUCUGUCCUUCUUCUGAAACACCAGUGCCAACGCUGACGUCUCUUAUCUCUGUAUCUUUUACUUUCCCCUCCAUGGCUGUUAACACUGUUGCUUUCUUUGUUUCCAUGAGAUAAUUGUCAUCUGUCGUCAUUUCUUACCCUCCCCUUCUUACAGUUCAAUGGCAGCUGCAUCCAUGCCUGGACAGAGAAUGUGCCACCCGUUAAAACUGCGGUCCAGUUUUUCCACACCUGGAAUGUUUUCCUCUCCUCUUUAUAUGUGUCUCUUUUCUCUUUGUGUGAAGUAACCAGCUGCAGUCUCUGGUUAUGGGAAUGUUGGAUGUGAUCUUUGGUCAUAACUGUCUCCUUACUUCCCCUUCUCCCCCCCCAGCUAUGUUCAGUGGAUGUAUUUCUCCAUGCAUUUGAACUUGACCUGAACAUAACACAUGAGCUGUAUAUACAUAUUUAUAUAUAUAUCUUGCCCAUGUACUGCAUCAAAGGGACAGUGAAUGUACUUGGUGGUUGUUUGGAUGAACACAUUUCUUUUGUCACCUGUAGGCCUGUGUUUGCUCUGUACUGAAGUGCUCUUUCACUGCACCUGUGGGGUUGUCAUUUUCCGUGUGGUCUAGGUUUCAAUUUGGCAGAUGAAUAUUGCGGUUCAACUUUCUAAACUGGUUAUAAUUAUUAGCAAAAAAAAGGCAUUUUUGACAAAAAAAAAUUUGCUGUUAGCAAGCAAGAAAUAUGACGACAGUGUGCUCUGUUACGGGUUCAAAUACCUGUAAUUUCUAGCUUACCUACUAUAAUAACCUUCGCAAAUGGCUGAAGCCUUUCUGCCAGCACAUUGGGUAUUAUUUGUAUUUAAGAGUUUAAAGGAUAUACCCCAUCAUAAGCAUACUAUCAGCACCUCUGUGGGCAUGUUAGAGGCCAGCCAGAUGCUUGGGGGUCAACAAGGUAAGCUAACUAGUUUUAUUUGGCAGACAAAGUGUCACUGUGGAGUUGCUCACUGACCAAUAAUGCCUCUGUGCCUGUGCACUAAGGAGGAAUGUGACUGCUCACUCAUGUAGGGACGCAAAGCAUGUCAAAAGUCGACGGUUUUAGUGCCAGGAGGACUUCUGAUAGGACGACACGUGAUUCUCUAGAUCUCUGAAUAUCUUCAGGGAUCUAGCUGCUCACGUCAGUUUGGUUUUCCUUUUUGUUAAAGUGACAGCCCUACUAGACUGAGAAUGUUCUACAUAUAUCACACUCUGACUAAAUGCAUUCUCUCCAUUCCUCAAGAUCUUUGACAACAUACUCAAGGACUGGGUUGUUGAUUCAGAGGUUGUUUUGUCAUGAAAUGUGUUCACAAUAUAGAAGGAGAAGUCAUUUUGUGUGUUUGUUUGUUUGUUUGUUUGUUUGUGUGCUGGCUCGUACAAAUGAAUUUUGACGCUUGUCGGCUCCUCAGGCUUUUUUAGGGUAGCUGUUUUUACAUUUACGACUCGUGCUGAGGUGUGGGAGGACUGGGCGCUCUAACACUAAUGUGACUGAAUAAAAAACCAAGAACGGUUGCCGCUUCUCUAAGAUAAGGUGUAAUUUGAAUCAGCGCUGAGUAGGACGACACCUGCGAAACAAAAUUGUCAUGAGCUGCGUUACGGUUACGCUUCAGCAGCUGCUGAACAACAACGUGGAGCAAAGCCCAGAAGAUGUGAGAAAAGUUUGGAAGAAAAUGCUUUGCUUCAUAAUUUAGAAACUGCAUCAGCUAAAGCAAAACGGAGAAAAAGCUUAGUCUCAGCAGUACCAGUCCUAAGUAGCUACUAAUGUCCAGGUCCUGUACUUGUACCUGCAGUCUGCUGUCUCUGCAUAACAAGUCAAAGGUUUCAACAAACACAAACCUGAUGGAAAUACAUCUGCUCCCCCUGUAGGUGGCUUGUGGGACUAUUAUGAGAAUUAUUUAGGAAAGUGAUUAUUGAAAUGGGUCCAAAAAAGAUAACUUAAAAAACUUAAAACACUUUUAAAUUAGCCUGUACAAUACUUAAUCAGAUAUGGAAAAAGCUAAAAUAUUAUGUAUAAAAGUCCAGAAGUAGCUAAUAGUUUACUUUGUUGACUCUGGAAGAAGGCACACUGGAGUGUGUGGCGUUGGUUCAUUAAAAGUGUUUUUAUGACGCUGUACCAGUUCAUCGAUUUACCUCUUGGUCCUCUGUGUCCUCCUCCUCAGACACGAGUUAUUGGAGGAGGCCAGGAGAAAAGGUUUACCUUUCGCUCAAUGGGACGGCCCCACAGUUGUAGCCUGGCUGGAGCUAUGGUUGGGGAUGCCGGCGUGGUACGUGGCGGCUUGUCGGGCCAACGUGAAGAGCGGCGCCAUCAUGUCUGCACUCUCCGACACUGAGAUCCAGAGGGAGAUCGGCAUCAGCAACCCCCUGCACCGGCUCAAACUCCGUCUGGCCAUCCAAGAAAUGGUGUCUCUCACCAGCCCUUCAGCACCACCCACCUCCAGAACACCGUCAGGCAAUGUGUGGGUGACCCACGAGGAGAUGGAGACCCUGGCGGCUCCCUCCAAAACGAAGUCAGACUCUGAAGAAGGCAGCUGGGCUCAGACUCUGGCGUACGGGGACAUGAACCAUGAGUGGAUAGGAAACGAGUGGCUGCCGAGUUUAGGUCUACCUCAGUACCGCAGCUACUUCAUGGAGUGUCUGGUGGACGCUCGAAUGCUGGACCAUCUCACAAAAAAGGACCUGAGGGUUCACCUCAAAAUGGUCGACAGCUUUCACAGAACAAGUUUACAGUACGGCAUCAUGGGCCUAAAGAAGCUCAACUACGACAGGAAGGAACUGGAGAGACGCCGAGAGCACAGUCAGCAUGAGAUGAGGGAUGUGUUAGUGUGGAGUAACGAGCGGGUGAUCCGUUGGGUGCAGAGCAUUGGUCUGAGGGACUACGCCAACAUUCUCCUGGAGAGCGGUGUUCAUGGAGCCCUGGUGGCUCUGGAUGAUAACUUUGAUUACAGCAGUUUGGCUUUGCUCCUCCAGAUCCCCACACAAAACACUCAGGCACGUCAGAUUCUGGAGAGGGAGUACAACAACCUGCUGGCCCUGGGCACCGACAGGAGGCUGGACGAGUGUGACGACAAAGAUUUCCGAGGUCCUUCCUGGAGGAGACAGUUCCCUCCGAGAGACGUCCAUGGUAUCAGUAUGAUGCCAGGAUCGGCAGAGACGCUCCCCGCUGGAUUCCGCCUCACUACGACGUCUGGUCAUUCCCGAAGGCUGCCCCCCGAAGUCCUCCAUGAGGCCAUGGACGACAGUCCUGACGACAUGUAUUAUUUGGACUGGUUUCAAGUCGGGCCCUCGGCGGUGCAGCGUCUGGACAGUUCCUCGGUGAGAACCUACUCCUGCUGAGAGGUGGAGGAGAGAGAGCUUUAACUGUGCAGUUCUGAGCAACGAUCAAGUCGUCUGGCCGCACUGACAACCGAAGAACAAAUACUGUAACGAUUGACCACACGCACUGCCAAGAAAAAGCCCCGCCCUCCUCCUUUAAGCCCGCUCCCUUCUAUGUCGCGUAGGCACCAACAGAUGGUGCUAAAACACUCUAUAAAACUAUUGAAGUAAAUUUCUAAACUUUUACUUGUACAAGCUUCACGUACUGUGUAUUUCUUCUACAGGAGAUAUGUAGGUUAUCUGUAAAAUAUUAUAAAUACAUAAUUUUUUUUAUUUAUAUAAAUAUAUAAAAAAAUUAUAUAUACACACACACACGUAUGUAUAUGUAUAAAAGGCUAAUCAGAGUUUGUGGGAUUAAAAUAACUCAUUUAGUGGACCAUAGAUGAAUAUAUGCUGCUGUUCAAACUACAUGUCUCCAUGGUAGAAUACUUUGUUUAUAUGCUUUUAUUUUUUCAUUGUGCUGAUGAUGAAACUGAAAACUGUGCUGAAAGGAAUUAUGCCCUCUACUGAUCAUUUCUGGCAACCCAUAAAUAUUACAAUAAAAAACCUAAAAAAACUUUUGUUACAGUUACGUUGACACACUGGAAACAACUAAGCACUUUGAUACAAACAACAUCAACACAACGGCAGACUUUUUGUGUAGCCACGGACAUUAACGAUGUAAAAGAAAAAAACCUCUGGAAAUCCCACAAAGACCUCAUCCUGAAGAAAAGAAGAGAUUGAAAAACAAUCGCAGGGAUGAGCCGUCGACACUGGAACAAUAGGUUUUAAUGAUCAGACCAUACAUCACUGGAAGGUUCGCAGCAGUGUUUUGGAUACAAUAACAAAAACUAAGACUGCUUUAGUCCAUUGUGUGCAUAGAGUGUAUAUCACCAUGUUGAAGUGAGGUGACUUGAAAAACUUGACAAAAAAACAAACAAACAAAAAAAAAAA
Messenger RNA from Cynoglossus semilaevis (tongue sole), 5158 nucleotides. RefSeq names its product liprin-alpha-2-like. The transcript has 12 exons. Gene Ontology annotation, biological process: synapse organization. Bases 3107 to 4186 code for a protein of 359 amino acids. Lineage: Eukaryota; Metazoa; Chordata; Actinopteri; Pleuronectiformes; Cynoglossidae. Gene Ontology annotation, cellular component: presynaptic active zone. The record is from RefSeq and is a predicted model, not a curated record. Gene Ontology annotation, molecular function: protein binding.